Molecule: messenger RNA, 1812 nt
Organism: Henningerozyma blattae CBS 6284
Lineage: Eukaryota; Fungi; Ascomycota; Saccharomycetes; Saccharomycetales; Saccharomycetaceae
Gene: ARG2
Product: acetyl-CoA:L-glutamate N-acetyltransferase
Exons: 1
Coding region: 1-1812 (603 amino acids)
Biological process (GO): L-arginine biosynthetic process
Cellular component (GO): mitochondrial matrix
Molecular function (GO): L-glutamate N-acetyltransferase activity, acting on acetyl-CoA as donor; arginine binding
Source: RefSeq, a predicted model, not a curated record
AUGUGGAAACCCCCAAUCUGGAAAACUUUAACUCAUGAACAGCCAAAUGCUUCAUAUAAGAGACUUAUUCUAUCGGUAUUAAAUACUACUGCUACUAAACGUGAAGCAAAAGACUAUUUAACAAAAUAUAAAAAUGUUGGUUCUGUAACAAAUUUUUGUCUUUUAUUUAUUCGUUCACUUUCAAACUUAAAAAUUAAACAAUUGAAUUCAUUAGCUUUAAUUAUUAAUAAACUAAACAUGCUAGGUUUGAAGCCAAUUUGUAUUAUUCCACCUUCCAAUAAUAUCAACCAUCAUUCUGAAAUAUUAGAUGCUCUGGUAACAAGAGCUGAACUAGAACCUUUACAUUUGAAUGAAGCUAUUAAAUUUAAAAUUGAUGGUUCAUCAAAUUCAAUUCUAUCUGAAAGAAGAGAAUUGUUUGAUUCUGCGUUUUCAAACUUUGUACCAAUUAUCAAACCCUUUGCAUAUAAUGAAAUAACAAGUACUAGAUAUAUGAUUGGGGAUUUGUAUAAAUUAUUUGAUGAUGUAUGCAAAGGUGACUCAAUGCCCACAAUUGAUAAAUUUUUCAUUUUAAACAAAAUUGGUGGGAUACCAUCUGAUGAAAGGAAGGCAAAUUCUCAUGUCUUUAUUAAUCUAUCUCAAGAGUUUCAAGCUUUAAAUGCAAGUUUAAUUGCACAAAAUAACUAUUUAAAAAUAGAAAAUUUAACUAAUUAUAAAGAUUUGAAUGAAAAAGCAUUCCAUAUCCAAAAAAUAGUACAAAACGUAAUUUCUGAAAAUAAUGAAAAUAUUGAAAACUUAACCCUGAUGAAUAUUGUAUUAUCACAUUUAUUGCCAAAUUCCACAGGACUUAUUACAACUGUAGAAGCUGCGUCAACCCAAUAUGACAAGACAAAUCCAUUGGUUUAUAACUUGAUCACUGACAGAUCUUUGAUUUCAUCAUCUUUACCUCGCUUUAAAUCUGUUCCAAAUAAAAGUAAAGUACCAUCCCUAUUAUCGAUAUUAAACGAAGAAAUUGAAACUGAGUUUUGGAAAGAGUCAAAUGAAGAAUAUGAAAACUCUGAUAAUAUUAUAGAUGUAAACAAUAUAAACUUUAAUAAAAGGAUAAACAUUAAUACAACUCAUAUGAAGAGUGUAGAUUCUAUUAGUGUAACAACAGUCUUCAAAAGAGGAAUUGAUAUCAAUUCAUUUUGCUAUAGAACACUGCAUUCUAAUAAUACAAUUGGUUUACCAUCGUCAUUUAUAAAUGAAAAUGAAACGGAUGCAAAUAUUGAUGUGGAAGACAGAGCUAUAGAAAAUCGAUCUACAGACAGUGAUAAACUAAAUUUAACAAAGCUAAAAUAUCUUUUAGAUAACAGUUUUAAUCACUCAUUAGACCUAGAACAUUAUUUGAAUCGUAUUAACGGAAAUAUUGCUUCCAUUAUUGUUAUUGGCGACUACGAAGGUGUUGCAAUUUUAACUUAUGAAGGCCCAACGGAUAAUAAAUUUGUUUAUCUUGAUAAAUUUGCAAUCUUACCACAACUAAAAGGCUCCUUGGGUAUAUCUGAUAUAAUAUUUAAUUUAAUAUUUAAACAUUUUCCAGAUGAAAUUGUUUGGAGAAGCCGCAAGGAUAAUGUUGUAAAUAAAUGGUAUUUUCAAAGAUGUACAGGUGUUCUUGAUCUCUCAGCAAUUUUAGAUGAAGGAGACCAAAAAGAAAGCAAUUUUAAGUUAUUCUAUCAUAUUGACAAUUCUAAUUCAAACUUGCAAGAUACUAAAAGAAUUAAAGAAUACGCCAAAUAUGUAAGAGAUAUUGAACCAAGCUGGGUUCCGGGAACUUAG